Messenger RNA from Metschnikowia bicuspidata var. bicuspidata NRRL YB-4993, 834 nucleotides. RefSeq lists its product as uncharacterized. The record is from RefSeq and is a predicted model, not a curated record. NCBI's taxonomy places the organism in Eukaryota, Fungi, Ascomycota, Pichiomycetes, Serinales, Metschnikowiaceae. The transcript has a single exon. Bases 1 to 834 code for a protein of 277 amino acids.
AUGUCAGCUACAGGUUCGGGAGGUGGGAACUUCAGAAAACGAAAAUUAGAGAAGAUAAAAUUUUGUCUGACUCUUUUGGGAAAUCUUGUAGAUGACUUUCAGCUUCGCAAGUCUGUGCCCAACAACGUGGUCGAGAGCUCCAAAGUGAAGCAAUAUCUCAACCGUAUCGAAGAGGGUGAUUCAGGUCAACGUCCAGCAUGUAUCAAAAUGAUUCUUUGCGAUUCCGAGGCAGACAUUUUGACACCAGCCGCACAAGACCUUCUACGAAAUGACUUCAAUGUCGAAUCUAUCUAUAUAUCCGAGGCCUCUUCCCUCAGUGUUGACAGAAUCGUUACACUUCACGGCAGGUUGAGUUGUGUCUCGCGGUGUGCUCUCUACAUAUCGUUUAUGAUGAACUCAGGAGCGAAUAACAUCUUGAAAAUUGAGCCUUUUACCUUAAAAUCACAAAAUUAUCAGCUUUGUGUGUUGAUCGAAGUCGAUGACCAAACCAUAGGGGCUGUAUUCGAUGAUUUCACAAGUGGCUUUAUUGAUUGGAGUCAAUAUGAGAGAAAUUCUGGUCUCAAAAUCAUGAAAUUGAGAGGAGACUUUCUCUCUUUAUACAAAACAUUAUGUUCAAUAUUUGGUCGAUUUCUGUAUCAGAGGUAUAUCUCAGACGAUCGUAUCGUGACGCUCCCUGUCAUAAAUUUACACGAUGGAGACUCUCUUAAAGUUCGGUCUGAUAAAGAUAACCAGAAGUGCGAUGAGGAGAAUUCCAAUGUGCUCAAGCUUAUUUACCAAACUUCUUAUCUCAAAUGUUCGAAACCUUCUGUGUCCAACCAAGGAGAUGGCCCAUGA